Coturnix japonica (Japanese quail) is the source of this 8444-nucleotide messenger RNA. RefSeq names its product heparanase 2 (inactive) (gene HPSE2). Gene Ontology annotation, cellular component: extracellular matrix; membrane. Gene Ontology annotation, biological process: extracellular matrix organization. The record is from RefSeq and is a predicted model, not a curated record. Gene Ontology annotation, molecular function: hydrolase activity, acting on glycosyl bonds. Lineage: Eukaryota; Metazoa; Chordata; Aves; Galliformes; Phasianidae.
GGGGGCAGCGCUGCCGGGGGGACACGCGUGGGGUGCGGGGUUCGGCUGUGGGGUGCCACGGGAACGUCUGCCCCCGCUUCCAUCCGUCUGCAUCCCCUGGCUAAGGAACGAAGCGCCCUGUAGCGAAGAUUUAUUCGUAUUUCUGUAUGUAUUUAUUUUACUUUACUUUUCUCUCUAAGUUGAUGGGUUCUCCGGCAUUUCAGUGGCUGUGUGCUCGCUCCAUCCGUCAGGCAGGUACCGCAGCACGUUCCUGCCCGCAGUCUCCUUGUCCUCCGCGCUCCUCGGCCGCUGAUCCUGGUUUGUGCUGAGGCCGCGGCGUGCGGGAGGAGCCACCAGGUGGCAACCUCUGUCCGUGCUGCUGCUGCGGGCUUUGGUGGCUUUUCCACCCUGCGCUCAGAAGCAGGAGCAGCCGCAGCUUGUUAGCUUGCUGCCUACCAGCAAUGCUCAGUGCACGCUGGCAGAGGCGCCCCGUGCAUUGGAGGGGCAGCUUCCCGCUUUGUUGGACGCACAGCAGCAGCUGCUUCAGGAUCCCACCUUGUGCACUGACAUGGACCGAAGUAAGCAGAGUUCUGGGACUGGGCAGUGAGCUGCAGCGCUGUGUGUGACAUAGGGAGCAACGUGAAGACAGGGGAUUGGGAAGCCUCGGUGACAAUAGCUCUGUAAAAAAGACGUGGUCAGAGGGUAUAAAUAUGCAGAGGAGGAGGAGUGCUCAGUUUGGGAUGAGCUGCCCUGGUUCUGCAGCCCCAACAACCAUCUGUUGCGCUGAGCUCCAUCUAGCUCAGGCCGUAGCUGUUCUCUCACCAGAUGUUAACUUACAUGAGCUGCGUGUAAAAGUGAACUGGUGCGAGAGCUGUGGCCUGAUGUGCUUUCAGUAGGGUCUGACCUGCAGAAGUGAUGACGUGCUAGCCGGCCUCUCGCUGUGGGGAUGCGCUCCAGAAGUCGCAGGUGUGUGGCUGGAGCUUGGUCAGUGAAUCAGGAUAGGAAAUAUCUUCCAAAGCUCCAAAUAAGACAAAACAAACUGAGCUUUAGCACAUGCUCAACUGAUUGAGCCUUUGGCAAAGUGUGAUUUGAAUUUCCAGGGCUCUCACUGAGGUUGCAUCUUGCCUUCGGUGCUGGUCCUCCAGAACAGGGUGAGGAGCUGCUGUGGGAUGGCUGUGGGGAUGGAAUCAUUAGCAAUUCCAGGUCAUGAUGGGAAACAGAAGGAGUGAAGAAAAGCUGGAUUUUGAUCUAUUUCUUUAUUUAUUUUCCUCCAGAAAGUGGGAAUGAAGCUGCGAGUGCAGAGCUGGCUGCUCAUGGAAUAUCCGCAGCGUGAUUGGCACUAAUGCUCUGCAGCCAGUGGGAGAAGAUACGUUACCCAAGUAAGUGAAAUGAGCACUGAGAAGUGGGAUAUAUGAUAACUUCUGAAGCAGAAGGAACAAGACCUCGGGCAACAGAGCUCCAAACAGUGCGCUGUCUUUUUUCCAUUUCUGAGCCUGUGGUGCUCAAUUAACCCCUUUUCUCUGUGCGACGUUCUCUAUCCCGCGGGCUCACACAGCUUUACCCACCCUUCUGGCUGCUGAUGUGUUAAACGCUUGGUUUGCAAUCAUCAGUUUUCUCCUGCAAUGAUACCCAAAGCUCUGCUCUGUUUUGAUUUAAAGUGAUUUUGAGUCUUUAGGUUAACAGUUAAGGACGGUCCCCUCCAAGAGAAUCUAACUUGAGGAAGCCAUGAAAUUUAAUUCAUUUCUGCAACUUAAAUAUAUAAUCAGUGACAUAUGGGAAUACUAAAUACGGGGGGAAAUGUCAUUGCUUAAGUAAAAUUUCUGCGUUCAGUCAAAACCCAGCAGUUGUAACAUCAAACUGUAGUUUCCAUUGUACAGGAAAUAAAGCAUCAUUUUUUCAAAGCAAAUAGACAUGCAAUUGCAUGCCUGUUAUGUUGCUUAUAUAGCUUUAUGCUUAAUUUUCUCCACGUUGCUGUUAGUAAAGGGCCAGCAGAAGGGAAACUGGAGGGAGAUGGAACAACACAACACACUGAGCCUGCUGGAAAGGAAAGUGCACAGGAGAUGGCUGUGCUGGGAACACAGGCUCUUUCCUGCUGUUGUCUCUGUGCCUGGGUCAGGGGCACUGCGCUCCAUGGGACCUUCCCCAGAGGGAGCUUUGCAGCCUAUGGUUACAUGAAAGAUUCUGAUUUUUUUCUGCCUCCCUCAUCCCAGCAGUGUCCAUGAGAGCCUUUUGGCUGCUGCUGCUUCCGCUGAGCUUCAGCUCCUCAUUGGUCUCCACACACAGCCCCUUCCUCUCUUUCUGUAAUUGCCUUGUUUGCUCCUCCAGCCUUGCACUUCAUCCAUCUUCCUAUUUCCCCUCUCUGAUCUACUCCUCAUGGCCGCUUCCUUCAGUUUUGCUGCUGGAAUGUGAAGCAUCUCUCCAGAAAAAUAGAAGGUCUCUGUGAACUUUUACCACCCCCCUGCAUUCCCUCUCCUUCACCUCUAUCAUCUCCUCACAGAUGGUGGGACAAGCACUCACAUUUGUUCUCAGGCUUGUAACAUUGGCGCGUUCCCUUCUCUUGCUUUUUUCACGUGAUAAUGUGAAAUGAGGAUAAUUCUGCCCAUUUCUCUUCUCGUUUGGGCUGGGUUUAGUCUGAUGAAAGUGUUUUUGAGGCUGUUGUGCUGCUUGGAGCACUGCCGUUGGGUUUGUCCCUUGACUACGACUAAUUGUGGCCACAUUUGCUUCUACUCAAGAUAGGAAAGACAAAAGUUGAAUCAGACGCAGCCAUCGAUUAGCACAGCUCUUGGGUCUGAAGGGCACCCUUUGCCAAAAGGCAACAGUACACACUGAGAUAUUCCCUGCCAUUAUCUGCUUUAUUUCUUCCCCCUCUUGCUGAAGAGGCGCUGGGCAAAGGGGGUUUCUGUCUGCUGGGAGGGCACCUGCUCCCCCACUGCAGCUUUGUGAGAAUGACCCAUAUCAGCUCUCAGGAGCCCCAGAGCACCUGUUGGGAUGUGGGCACCUGGGAACAACUUGUUCUCUCCGGGGGCAGCCCUGUAGAGUAUGGGCCCCCGGGUUAGUCAGACCACAUGCUGAAUCAGAUGCAUGAAGGGAAGGAAGAAGAAGAGUUUAUUCUGCUGGAGUGGUGCUACCAAGCUGCUCAUGGCACAAAGUUACAAAAAAGAGGAAGAAUACAUAAUUUAUCAUCAGCUGCCUACAAUCCAGCUUUCUUUCUCCUUUGUCUUGCUGUGUGUCUGCAUGCAAAACAACAGCCUUCAAUGGGACUCGUGCCUCCUUUUUGUUCCAGUUCUGCUUUUUUAUAGCGCUCUUAGUUAGGUAGCUAACGAGGGUGGGUUAACCCUUGAAGAAAAGCCCAACACUGCCGUGCUAUGGCCACGUUUGGAGGUACCGCUCUGUGCUUCUUCCACGCUGGUGAUAAUGAAGACUCAGAGUUGCCAGAUGUGCUCUCCGGCCGGGCGGUCGUGGUGAUGGAUGCCCUGCUCCUUGCCUGCAGGAAGGGGGAAGCUCUCCGUGGGUUUGCCUUCCGCACGCUGGUGUGGGGCUCCCCUCCAGCCAGGCUUACUAGGGCAGACAGAUGGUUUUGCUUGUUACGGAGCUUCACAGGACACCUCCAUUAAAGAGCAAUGCGCAGAUACCGCACUAAAUCAAGCUGCUGUCUGUUCACUCAGGUGAUACAUCGGCAUGGUAGGAAAUGGUUUCAGCAGCGGGGUUCAUGCUGUGCAACACCAACCUUUAGGCACUAGUAACCUCAGGAGGUUGCAUUCCAGACAUUAGGUCUCUUGUGGUGAAAUAGAUGGACGCUGAAGUGCAGAAGAAGCAGAAAAAAAAAACACCCCACCUUGAUAAAAAGAAUUGGCUGCGAUGUUAUGGGGUCUGAUGGCCGCUUUUAGUGCCCUUGCUCCUCUCAGAAAUCAUUUGGGGAGAGCAGAAAUCGUUUGGGGAGAACUCAUAAGUCAGGCCAUGGUGCAGGGCAGGAGUUUAAGAGUCUGAAAAGAAAACAUUUUGGGCAAAUUGUCUAUGGAUAACAUUCUUUAUUUUCACUAGCUGAGUUUUCUCCUUGCUGGCUUCUCUGAGAGCAUCCAUAACUCAGGUUUACUUGACAGCAAUACAGAAACAGACGUGGUUGAUAUCUUGGGAAUCAAAGACACGAAGAUUUUUGUUCUUUAAAAAGGCUGUCUAGCUUGUUUUAUCCUUCCUAGCCUAAUGGAGGUUUGUUUGGUACAGCACAUCCUUUGACCAUAAUAACUUUCAUCCUUUAUGAGCAGACGUUUAUUUUCUAGGGAACGCAAAACGUCCCUCCUGAGGUUUUCCCUGUUUUCCUCUGGGCUGACAUAUGCAGCUGGAGACCUCCGUUUAAUUCACCUUCUAGACUUCAUUUAUCUCCUCAUUCUUUGUUCUUUUCCUCUAUCAGCCCUGCUGCAUAGAGGUGGAACCUUUCCACAGCCGCUCGGAUCGUUUACAACAGCCACUUCCACAGGCAGUAGCGAGGCAAAAAUCGAAGCCGGGGACAGGAGAGCGCUGCCGGUGGAGAAAUCUCCAGGUGUGAAGGGAAGGACUCUCAUUCUCCUUGAUGUCAACACCAAGAGCCCUGUCAGGAUAAUCAGUGAGAAUUUCCUCUCCCUGCAGCUGGACCCCUCCAUCAUUCAUGAUGGCUGGCUCGAUUUCUUAAGCUCCCGGCGGCUGGUGACCCUGGCGCGGGGCCUGGCCCCCGCCUUCCUGCGCUUCGCGGGCAAGAGGACGGACUUUCUGCAGUUUCACAACGUGAAGAACCCGGCCAAGAGCCGCGGCGGGCCCGGCCCCGAUUACUACCUCAAGAACUACGAGGACGACAUUGUUCGCAGUGACAUUGCCCUGGAUAAGCAGAAAGGCUGUAAGAUCGCCCAGCAUCCUGACAUAAUGUUGGAGCUACAGAGGGAAAAGGCAGCUCAGAUGCACUUGGUUUUGUUAAAGGAGCAGUUUUCAAACACAUACAGCAACCUCACAUUAACAGCCAGGUCUCUAGACAAACUCUAUAACUUUGCUGACUGCUCUGGCCUUCACCUGAUCUUUGCAUUGAAUGCUCUGCGCAGAAAUCCCAAUAACUCCUGGAACAGCUCCAAUGCACUCAGCCUGCUGAAGUACAGUGCCAGCAAGAAAUACAACAUCUCCUGGGAGCUGGGCAAUGAGCCCAAUAACUACCGGACCUUGAUUGGCCGCUCAGUGAAUGGCAGCCAGCUGGGAAAGGACUACAUCCAGCUGAGGAGCCUGCUGCAGCUCAUCCGCACCUAUUCCAGAGCAAACCUCUAUGGGCCGAACAUUGGGAGGCCCAGGAAGAAUGUCAUGGCUCUCUUGGAAGGGUUCAUGAAAGUGGCUGGCAGCACAGUGGAUGCUGUUACCUGGCAACAUUACUACAUCGAUGGCCGAGUGGCCAAAGUGACCGACUUCCUGAAAACACGCCUGCUAGACACACUGUCUGACCAGAUCAGGAAAAUCCAGAAAGUUGUGAAUACAUACACACCAGGCAAGAAGAUCUGGCUGGAAGGUGUUGGUGCUACCUCUGCUGGAGGCAUGAACAACCUCUCCGAUUCCUAUGCAGCCGGGUUCCUGUGGCUGAACACACUGGGCUUGCUGGCCAGCCAAGGCAUUGAUGUAGUGGUGCGGCACUCCUUCCUUGACCAUGGCCACAACCACCUGGUGGACCAGAACUUCAACCCCCUGCCGGGCCAGCCAGCAGCCAGGCUGAAACAAGUCCCCAUUGCAGCCACAGCUGUGAAAGAGUGGGGUGAGAUGAUGCGCUCAACCGUUACAGCAGGAAGGAAGAGGAGCAGCGCAGCAAAAGCAAUGCAAUCCCAGGCAGAGACGUCAGCAGCUGCAGAGGACUGCAGGGUGCAAGAACCACCUCUAGGCAGGGCUUGGUGCUGGUGCUGCACCAUGCAAGGUCUGUGCUGCCCAGGGGGCUGCUGCUGCCAGAGCUUUGUGCGGGAUUUGGAUCAGAAAGCCAUGAACUGUCCAAGAAGCACAACAAGGUCACGGGUGAUGUUAAGAACUGCAUCAGCCCAGCCCUGCUGGAGGAACGACCAGCCGCGUCUUGAACAGGAUGCAUGGACCUCCGCAGGGACUGAGCCUUGGAUGCUGAAGAUUCUUUAAUCUAGUGGAAAAAGAAAGAGCAAGAACCACUGGUUGGAAGCUGACACCAGACAAAUUCAAGCUGAAAAUGAGGAUUGUUAACAGUGCGGAUGUUUAACUGCUGGAACAGGUUCCAUGGGAAGUGGCGGUUCUCCAUCCCACCAGGCCUGCAGAACCAAGUCACUGGAAGAGGCUAUUGCCAAAAACAAGCCACAGGGCUCAGCAGACGAAUAAAAACUCCUCUGUCCUGGGAGACAUGGGAAACUGGGUCCCUUACUUCAGCAAUGGUUGCUCAGGCUGUAAAAAUGCAGGUUGUGGUGCAGGAAUGGAGCAGGCUGCUGAAACCUGAGCAUGCCUUAGGGAUGGCAUGGGAGAGUUCCAGGGUCUGCCAGGCUGGGCACUGUGGAUGCACCUUGAGUCCCCAUCUGCCUGCUGCUUAGAGAGAAAGUCUGGAGCUCAGGUUUCUUGGCUACAGCAACCUCUUCUUGUGUGUGCAAUUGGACAGGCUCAGAAAGGCUGUAAAGAAGCUUUGCUGCCUGUAGGAGGGAGAAGGGAAGAUGCUCCUGAGCCCUUUGUAGCAGCUCUGGCGGCAGGAGAUGUGGUUAGCGGGGCUGUCUGAAGGGCUGACUAAUCAGCUGCCUUUCCAAAAGCUUAAGCUUCAAAAAGCUCCUGCGAUGAAUUAAAACGUGUGAGGAGAUAAAGAGGGACCCUCUGGGCUUUCCCAGCUCUCUGCCUCUGCUGGCCCUGUGGCACACAGAAGACAUGAUUGGGCUGAGCUCCACGGAUCAGCUCACAUGGGACCAUGGCCCUUCCUGCCUGUAAAUCCACGGUCCCGGGCAGGGACCUCCUGCUCUGCUCUGCUCAGGUGCCUGCAGCCCCACCAAAGGCUGUAUAGCAGCAACCUUAAUGGGUCUGCAAAGUAAUUAAAGCAAGAAAGCUCCCUCAGUUCCCCAAGGACUAAUAGCGGACCAGAUUCCUUUCUGCUAUUCCUCCUCUAGCCUUAUGACUGUAUAAUAGCUCACCACAGGAGCCCUCGGCAGCUCCAAGGCCCUGAUCCUGCUGUGACUGAGCUGGAUUGAGCUGUGCACUGCUCUGGGCUGUGGCUUUUUGCUGCAGUGGUCACAAGAACAUGUGGAAAAUGUGACAGACACAGCUAGGAAAAAAGCCAUCCUGUUGCUUUCAGACGUAGGUGUGAAGACCCAUCUUCCCAUGUCAGUGACCAGGAGACAAAGCAAGUUGCAGCUGCAGGUGCCCAGCAGCCCCGAUGAGAUUUUAGUUGGGGCUCAGCCCUGCAGCAACCUGGGAAGUGCCCGCACCCAGAGGUUUUGUUUUCGUCAUGCUGGGUGCGUGUGCAAUUCAUCAUCCAAAUACUCGGUGUCACUGGCUCCUGGUAAUUUAUUGCAAGGAACAUGAUUUUGGCCGCUGCUGCAAGCAGGCUUGUGAUGACGCGAAAAGCUGCAGCUGUCUUCAGUGCUUCCCUGCAGCAAGCUGAAUGGCUUGAGUUCCUCCAGGCUGCAGCAAAAGGCUCCUUUUCCAGCCCCUGGGUCAUUUUUCUGGCCCAGCUUUGAACUCUCUUUGGUGCUUCCACAUCCUUCUUGAAAGAAAGGCUUCAGAGCUCACCCUGCCUGCCAAGCAGGGUAAAAUCACUGCGCUUCCACUCCUCCUGCACAUGCUGAAGGGACACGUUGGUCCCCACACUGCCCUGAGCAUCUCUGCUAAGGUGGUUGGCAGCGACAGCACAAAGGGCUCUGCUAAGCCACAGCUUUUAGGGGAGCACCAACAGCACAUGGAACUUUAAGUGUGGCCACUAAGUCCCUGAGGAUUCCCUUUGAGUCCUGUAGCUCCCUAUCUAUCACUCCCAACACUUGCCAGCAAAACCAGCAUUUUGCUUGUGGAAAAGCACAGAGAAAGCAAGAAAACCCACAGUGCUGCCAGGAAUAACUGUCUAACAGGCCAUCUUCAGGCUUGGCCAGAAGCAGCAAGAGGAGUUUUUCCUCCAGCCCUCUGGCCAAAGCUGACCCAGCCAGUGGGAAGCAGGCUUGGAUGUCCCAGUGGCACUACUGGCACCAACCAGAUGGGUAUUCCUCUUGGCUAGCAGCUGCUGCAGUCAGAGGGACAGAGCCCUGUCCUGCAGAGAGGCCCUCUGAACAUGCCCCCUCCCUUCUCACAACCCUGCUUCAUUUACCGCACACCUCCCGGCUUCUGCAGCGGAUGAGAGUGGGGCCCUACAGACGGUGGCUGCCGGCAGUGCACAGCCUCGCUUCCCUCCCCAGGGCCUGGGGCCCAUCCUGUGUGCUAAGCGAGGCCAUGCCCUGUGGGAAAAAAUAGUAUGUGGUGAUGUAAUUAAAAGGCUGCAUCAUUAA